This is a messenger RNA of Neodiprion fabricii, 3727 nucleotides long. RefSeq lists its product as uncharacterized. The record is from RefSeq and is a predicted model, not a curated record. Bases 1931 to 2926 code for a protein of 331 amino acids. NCBI's taxonomy places the organism in Eukaryota, Metazoa, Arthropoda, Insecta, Hymenoptera, Diprionidae. The transcript is spliced from 3 exons.
UUGCCCACUUCGAGAGAUAAAUUUCUGAUAAUAAUUCGUUUGAAAAAUUUCUCUGACUUAAGAAUCACAUUUGACCAAAUGGUCUGGAAUGCGCACAAAUUGUGUAACGGAUUGUGGGUGCCAAAAGAAUCAUACUCCAUUUGAAAUUUGUCACGCGUAAUACUUCACGGAUGGAUGGUUGCAAUUUAACCGUGUUUUUGAGUUUGAUUUAUUCUCUUUCACUCUAUCCACUGACCUUCAUUAUCGUGCUCGAAUAAUCAAACCCCACAAUGGUAUCACCUUAUUUGGUCAGCCUGGGUACAUAAGAGUAUUUAAAAUUGUAGACCGCGCCGUACGCGUGUAAUGUAUCAGUAAUAAUUUCAACGCCAAUGUGUCACGUACUCUCUGUAACCCGGUUGUUAUAAAAGGGCCAGACAAUUCGAACUGCGUCCCAUAUUCGCAAAAAGGCGUUGAGCACUAUUCAGAAGCUUCAAGAAUUUAUACGGAAGUUCUGGUACGAUAAAAUUAAAAACAGCGGAACCUUCGGUUUCUUUGAAAUUUGUCUGAUUAGCGUUCGUCAGCCCAAAGUAGUGGACCUUCGAGCAUUUUGGCGAAUCGGUUUCUCCAAAUUUACAAGAAAAACAGCAGGUUCUUUGUAACCAACUUUUCGUCUGACAAACAUUGAAAGUGUACUGCUUUUUAGUUUCGAGAAGAGGUGUUCGCGUGGACCUAGCCCGAUAUGUAAACUUCGGUAAAUCCCCUGGUGACGAUGACGAUGUUUGUAACUUUAAAAAAAGUAAAUAUCCAACGAAGUACCGCAGUAUUGAUGUGCCUACAUACGUUCAUCUAUAACAAUAUUAUACGCUGCUUCUUGCCGUUCAUGCACGUGUACAUGAUGCUAUAUCGUUAAGCAAACGGUACCUCUCUGGAAACCAAAAGUGAUUUACGACUUGAGGCUCACGACUAGGUGGAGAGGGAGUCCGUAACAAGUGCAUUCACGUUUUGUUCUAGUGGAUUACAGUGUCAUUCGGGGAUUAUAACACAUAUCGAUCACCGUCACUUCACAACUCUGCUUUAUUCACCCUGCGGCAUUAUGUUGUACCAUUAGGUUUGAAUCGCAUCCAAACACUAGUACAGAAUUAUGCAAGAGGCAUAAGAGCGCUAUCAGCAAUCACAGUGCGUGCAUUCUUUCAGUAGGUAGUGUAGAUAAAAAACAAAAAUAAAAAAAUUUCGCAAUCAAUCAGCAAUCAUUCCCAUACCAUCAAUUGUCAGGUACGCCGAAGAAAAACCUCUACAAAUAUCCUGAAGAAUGGAUAGGACGGUGAAUAUCGGUACGAGGUUCGACUACGUACGGAUAUCGAGUAUGCAAGAUGGAUAUCCACGCAUCACGCUCCUCUGCUCAUCAGCGAGAAUGUUUUGUCGUAAACUUCCGUUUCCGGCCGGCAAUAUUACCGCCGAUGUUAUAUUGUUAGUCGGAAUGUUAUAUACCUAUAGGUAUGUAUUAUUUUGUAUUGUUAAUGCGCAUUGCAUGUGGCGAACGAGCAGGCGAUGUACAGUACACCCUUCACAAUAUGUCGGAGAGGAAGGUUACAAACCGGACGACACAACGCGGUCUAGCAGAACCGGUAACAAUUGACCGGUGCCUAGCGACGAGUGGCGAUCAGCGGUGGCUGGCUUUGAAAAAUUAUACUUGAGCGAGCUGCUCGAAUGAAGAUCGCUUGCAAUCGCGUGCAUUCUCCUGUACAGUGGAAGAACUCAUCCAGUCAAAUAGUCCCUGUCUGAAAUUGAAUAUAGCGGCAAUGGCAUACGUAAUCCUUCCACAUGAGCACGCACAAGUCGACUUGGUAUAUAGCUACAUAACCAGUCUGGCUACGCGUUCGCAGGUGACUUGGGACUCGCAGUGUAACAGGUGCCGAGUCACGAACAGGUGAGGAAAUCUGUCCAAUCAGUCAUGGAGGAGGAAGAUUUUGGGUACACGAAAAGGGACUUAAAGGUUCUGCAGAACGUUUUGGUCACGUCUGCGGGGACUGAACAAGGCUCGGAUGACCGGGGCACAGGUGCAGAUGACCGUGACGAUUCGGCGAAGGUAAAUGAGGGCGAUAGCGCGUUGGUGUCGAGGGAAGGAAGCGGUGGUGCAACGCCGGAAACAGGAAGUGAGCCCAGGGCUAAAGGUGUAAUGAGCGAGUUGUCAGUCGGUCGUGAACCUCCGAGCAUCCCGAACGUGGUCGAGUAUCAUCUGAAAGUGAAAACAUCGUCGAGUCCGAAUCGGGUUCAUUUUGCCGGAAAGAAGGGCGAUCAGGACACGAACGCCGAGAGGAGGGACUCGAACUCUUCGAGCAAGGCUGAGAGCAAGUUAAGUCAAGAGCUGACGAAGAUGGCGCUGGAAAAUCGAGGACUCGAGGCGUCCGGCGAACUGCCCCAAACAUUUCAAGUCAAAUAUCUUGGGUCCCACGACGCGAGAGGCCUCUGGGGCAUAAAGCACACCCGGAGACCAGUCGACAACAUGGUUACAGCAGCGAGAGCCUUACCGGCCGGAACUAUACUCCCGUUCAUCAAACUGAUCGUGAGCAAGGACGGAGUCGCGCUUUUACCGCUCGGUAAGAAACGCCACGACGCUGGUAUAUCGAAGAAAUUUUCAAUCGACACGAUUUCGUACGGUGUUCAAGACCUCGUUUACACGAGGGUAUUUUCGAUGAUAGUCGUCAGGGACGUCGGGCAGAAUCAGGGAAUUUCACCGUUCGAAUGUCACGGAUUUGUUUGCGAGUCACGACACCACGCGAGACAGCUCACCUAUGCGCUCGCAACUGCGUUUCAAAUUUACAGUAUAAACGUUAAGGCGCAGGGCAAGGCUGAGGAGACUGCUGGUAACAUAAAGAAGAGGUUCGCAAUCGACCUCAGAAGCCCCGAAGAAAUCGAAGCUGCACUCACGAUAGACUCCGAAGCGUGAAUCAAGCUCGCUUCAAGAUUUUUUUUUGUCUUCUUCAACUUUUAACGUACCUAGUUCUUUUACUCGACGUUGCAACGUAUCUAACCGAAACUUUUCACUCGUAUAACGAGAUACGCACUCUACGUCCGUAUAGAGACAUUCAGCUUUAAUUUCACAUGCACCGUGGAUCUUUCCUCAAAGCCAAAAUCAGAGGGAAUCUUGGGUUUGGUUAUUUUAAUGAUUAAACACAGUGCGAUUGAUGCCAGUGACUAUAAACCAUAUACGUUUAAUACAGCAGUAGUAAUCUUUAGUUUCGUUAACCGAGUAAUAACCUUUCCUAAUACAGGAAAGUGUAAAGAAGCGAAAUCCCCCAACCCUGCAGAGAUGACUUAUUCUAUGUAACCCAAAAUUCACUGGUCAGGGUGUUUAUGAUUUGAUCGUUUGCCUCGUUGAAGAAAUCUGACUAAUUUCGAGAAUGCGAUGGUUGUUGGUCUUUUUGCCCAAUCAAAGCUUAAGAAUUGUUCGGCCAAUGAUUUGGCGAAUGACGGUUCGUAUUAUUAUUGUAUGAAACUGAGGCUCAGAAGGCACGGAUAAAAUUCAGCAAAUCUGAAGGCCUGUCCAAUGUAUGUAUGUACCUUUCUAGCCGUAUCUUAUGUUUUUAGUAUUCCAUCACCCAUCUGUUGUUAUACUAUUACACAUGUAGUACCAUAUAAAUUAUUUCUCGUACCUUUACGCCUGUUCAAACACGAUGACUAGUGUUAAGUUACGUAUGUUAUAUUACAUGUAUAAAAAUGAAUAAAUUUAUUUAUAUACCUACCGAAA